AUGUUAGUUUAUGGUGAGCUCAUCACUGGCUAUCUUACACCAGCGCGACCCAUCGUGCGAAUCAACCCCAACGAAGUCCACUGCGAUGACAUCCGCUUCGCAGACGAGAUAUAUGCUACCGGCAGCCGAAAACGCGACAAGCCAAAGCACCAAGUCAACGGAUCUUCUAUCUCAUUAUCCGGAUUCGGCACCAUCGACCACGACCUCCACCGCCUCCGGCGCGUCCCCCUAGCAAAAUUCUUCUCCAGAGCCAUGAUAACACGGCUCGAACCCGAAAUCCACAGUCUGGUCCAACAGCUCUGCGACAAGCUACUGCGGCAAUCCGGCGACAAAGAACCCUUCGACAUCGCCAUGGCAUACAGCUGCUUCACUUCCGACGCCAUUUCCAGCUACAGUUUCGGCGAAAGCUUCGGGUUCCUCGACCAGGAAGGGUGGUACCCGAAUUUCCGAGAGCCAACGGCCGCAGUCCUUAGACCGGUUUUUGUGUUUCGGUUUUUUCCUUGGACAAGUAAGAGUGCGGCGCUCGCGACGACUUUUAUCGAUUAUUUGCCCAAGGAUAUCGCGCUGAUGGUUAAGACUUUGCAGGUUGAUUUGCCUAAUAGAGUGCUCAAAGCGAAGGCGGAUCUUGACGCGGGAAUCACGUACGACCGACCCACGAUCUUUGCUUCGCUAUUACAGUCUGACCUCGGUGCCGGGGAUAAGGGCGUGGUGCGUCUAGUCCAUGAGGCACAAGCUGUACUGGGUGCUGGUACAGAGACCACGAGCUGGGCUUUGGCCGUGAUGACAUACCACCUCCUCACCAACCCCAAAAUCCUCGCUAAACUUACCCAAGAGCUCCAAACCGUUGUAGAAGACCCGCUAAACCUCCCUGGCUGGACUGUCCUGGAAACACUACCUUACCUCGGCGCUGUCAUUCAAGAAGGACUCAGACUAUCCUACGGCGUUUCUAGUCGUACAGCUCGUAUUCCGACGGAGGAGACGCUGCUGUACCGUGGCGAAUGGAAUAAAAAGUCUGUUGAGUACGUUCUUCCCAAAGGCUAUGCGAUCGGUAUGUCGUCGUACGUUACGCAUCACGAUGAACGCGCUUUUCCGGACUCUUAUGCUUUUGUGCCGGAGCGGUGGUUGGAUGAGAAUGAUCAGAGGAGGAAGGAGCCGGAGCGCAGUAUACUUUCUUGGUCGAAGGGGAGUCGCUCUUGUUUGGGGAAGAAGUAA
Alternaria triticimaculans is the source of this 1212-nucleotide messenger RNA. RefSeq lists its product as uncharacterized. The transcript is spliced from 4 exons. NCBI's taxonomy places the organism in Eukaryota, Fungi, Ascomycota, Dothideomycetes, Pleosporales, Pleosporaceae. Gene Ontology annotation, molecular function: heme binding; oxidoreductase activity, acting on paired donors, with incorporation or reduction of molecular oxygen; monooxygenase activity. Bases 1 to 1212 code for a protein of 403 amino acids. The record is from RefSeq and is a predicted model, not a curated record.